UGGGAGGGACUGUGGGUGAGGGUAACUUGGAUCCAAGACCCACUGGAGAAACAACUGAUUUAGAGAAGCAAAGCAGAAAGUUCUAGAGCUAAACUUCUUAACAGGGUUAAAACCUUCACAGAAAACAAAAGGAAAAGGAUAAAUUCAUCCAUAUAGGGACUGAAGAGCAGCUUUCAGCACAGCCAGACUGUUGGAAAGUGUGUCCUGCUUGCUUUAAGAAGUCCUAGAAGACUCUCAUUUGAAUGAGACGGGAAUACAGGAAAAGCUCUUGUUAUUGCAACAGGGCAUUUUAGACAUUUUAUAAGCAGAAAUAUUAAAGACGUCACUGCAGCUGCAAACUUUAGGAGCUGAGAUACUGAGAGAAAUCAUGUCUAGCAGAGGGAUUCCUCUCCUUAUCUUGUCUAUGUGUCUGAUUGUGGGCUCAGUCCAGAGUCAGAGUUCCUCUCAGGACAACUUCAUUAUCCAGUACCUGGAGAGAAGACUGACUCAGAUAGAGGAGCGUCUGAAUCAGUGUGAGCAAAACACGGUGAGCAUCACCCAGAAAAACUAUGACCUCUCCUCUGAAGUCAGGGGUUAUCUGUCCACACUCACUGUUCUCAGAUCAGAGGUGAAGAGUCAGGUGGACAGUGUGUCUGCACGAGUGGACCGUGUGGAGAGAGAGCUGGAAUAUCUGGAAAACAACAUUCCCAAUCAGUCCGAUAUUGAGAUGGAAGAAGCACUGCUGGAACAACAGAUAAAGGCUGCAGAGCUGGAGCAGCUGAAAAAGAAGGCUUCAGUCAGAAUGGAGAAUGACUGUAGCACAGCUCUGAGCCAGAUCAAAUCUCUCAAGAUUGUAAAGAAGGCAGGAGACAUCUAUGGAUCCUGGUUCAAGGACCCGUCUGAAGGUUCAGCCAAGGUCUACCUGCUCAGUGGAAUUCGCAACAACACAGUGUUGGAGUAUGUGUCUCUGGAAAGCUUCAAAGAGAAAACUUCUACAUCUCCCACAAAAGAGCUGCAGCUGCCUUUCCACUGGCAGGGCACGGGUCAUGUGGUUUACAACGGAUUCCUCUACUACCACAGAGCAGAUACACCCAACCAGAUACUGAAGGCCGAUUUGCUGAAUGGCACGGUGGUAGACAGCACACUCCUUCCAGGAGCAGGUCGUCUUCCGGUCUACAGCCUCAAUCCUAACACCUACCUGGACAUGGCUGUUGAUGAACUCGGCCUUUGGGUUAUCCACGCUGAUCCAGAGUAUGGAGGAAACCUGGUCCUCACUAAACUGGAUAGAGGAACUCUGGCAGUAGAGUUCACCUGGGAUACGCAGUGUAGAAGCCGUGAUGCUGAAGGAGCCUUCUUGAUCUGUGGGACCCUUUAUGUGGUCUACAACACACGCUAUGGAGGACGCUCCACUAUACAGUGUCUGUAUGACAUCCAUGACACCAUCCACAGCAGUGAGAGUCCUGUGAUGUUCUUCCCAAAACGCUACACCAGUCACAGCAGCAUCCAUUAUCACCCUGGAGAGAAACAGCUGUAUGCCUGGGACGAUGGCUACCAGACAAUAUACCAAGUGGAAACACGCAGAAAUGACCAGAUCAUUGCUCAGUAAUGCUCAUAGCUCUAACUUUCAUCCUAUGUCAAAACCUGCAUUAUAAUUUGAAGUAAUCCAUGUGGUACAACUCAGUUUUGUUUGCUACAGUGGUCCUUUGCUGGCAACGGAUGCUGCAUUUGUUAUUGCAAAUGAUCAGUGGAAAAACAGAACAAAGAGACAUUUUAUGCAUUUUGUAAACUUUAUAAUAAUCCAAUAAAGAUCAUUUAAGUUUG
Melanotaenia boesemani (Boeseman's rainbowfish) is the source of this 1800-nucleotide messenger RNA. RefSeq names its product olfactomedin-like 1 (gene olfml1). Bases 368 to 1585 code for a protein of 405 amino acids. Lineage: Eukaryota; Metazoa; Chordata; Actinopteri; Atheriniformes; Melanotaeniidae. The transcript has 8 exons. The record is from RefSeq and is a predicted model, not a curated record. Gene Ontology annotation, biological process: signal transduction.